This is a messenger RNA of Aspergillus melleus, 2025 nucleotides long. RefSeq names its product Histidine biosynthesis bifunctional protein hisB, variant 3 (gene HIS7). Gene Ontology annotation, biological process: L-histidine biosynthetic process. Gene Ontology annotation, molecular function: imidazoleglycerol-phosphate synthase activity; oxo-acid-lyase activity. Bases 468 to 1898 code for a protein of 476 amino acids. NCBI's taxonomy places the organism in Eukaryota, Fungi, Ascomycota, Eurotiomycetes, Eurotiales, Aspergillaceae. The record is from RefSeq and is a predicted model, not a curated record. The transcript is spliced from 2 exons.
GAGGAAUUAAAAUCAUCACGGCAGCCGGUGAAUUGAGGGCUACUGCAACCUUCAAUAAUCUACUGACGUGCUCAACACCUGAAGAAAUCAUACUCCUUGAAACCACUUUUUAUUUUUUCUUUGUUUCCUUUUAAUUCCAAGCAGGGCACUGCAAUUGCCGCAAUGCCAACCGUGCACCUGCUUGAUUAUGUUGCCGGGAAUGUUCGCUCCUUGGUGAAUGCGAUCAAUAAAGUUGGGUAUGAUGUGGAAUGGAUUAGAUCUCCUGAUGAUUUGAAGAAUGCGGAUGUGAGAGUGCAUACCUGGCUUGAAUGUCUUGACGUUGACUUGAUCCUCAUUGACUAAUCUAUGUGCAAUCGCAGAAACUUAUCCUGCCGGGCGUCGGCCACUUCGGCCAUUGUCUUUCUCAACUCUCAGAAGGGGGAUACCUGGAACCCGUCAAACAGCAUAUAGAAGCUGGCAAACCUUUCAUGGGAGUCUGUGUCGGCCUACAGGCCCUGUUCGAGGGCUCGGAGGAGGACCCCCAUGUCCCUGGACUGGGGGUGGUCCCAAUGCGCAUGCAAAAGUUCAAUGCCGAUACCAAAAGCGUGCCGCACAUAGGUUGGAACUCUGCCAUGCAGACCAAGUGUCAUUCCUCAAGCGAUCAAACGUUCUACGGGUUAAACCCAAGCAGCAAGUAUUAUUAUGUCCAUUCAUACGCAGCACUUUAUACACCCAGUGUGCUGGAGGAACGUGGUUGGUCAGUUGCUACCGCAACAUACGGCGAGCAAGAAUUUAUCGGUGCCAUAGCCCGAGACAACAUUUUCGCGACGCAAUUUCACCCCGAGAAAAGUGGCCAUGCUGGUCUCCGGACCCUUCGCGCCUUUCUAAACGGUGAUCAGUUUCAGUCACUCGCAAAAGACCUCCCGAGCUUGCAACGGCACAAUAACGGACUGACUCGCAGAAUUAUUGCCUGUCUAGAUGUCCGUACAAAUGAUGCUGGUGAUCUAGUAGUCACGAAAGGUGACCAAUAUGAUGUCCGCGAGAAGACUGGUGUAGACGCCGGGGGGCAAGUUAGGAACCUGGGAAAGCCAGUUGAUAUGGCCAAAAAGUAUUACGAACAGGGGGCGGAUGAGGUGACUUUCCUCAACAUAACGUCUUUCAGAAAUUGCCCUUUGGCAGAUACGCCUAUGCUGGAAAUCUUGAGAAGAACAUCGGAAACGGUUUUCGUUCCUCUUACAAUAGGGGGCGGAAUCAAGGAAACUGUGGAUACUGAUGGCACUCAUGUUUCAGCGCUUGAUGUGGCAACCAUGUAUUUCAAAUCCGGAGCUGACAAAGUUAGCAUUGGGUCGGAUGCUGUCAUUGCAGCAGAACAGUUCUAUAAGGCAGGUGAAAAACUGAGUGGGCAAACUGCCAUAGAGACCAUAUCACAGGCUUAUGGAAAUCAAGCCGUGGUUGUGAGCGUCGAUCCUAAACGUGUUUAUGUUGAUCGACCUGAAGACACCGACCACCAUACCAUCAAGACGGCGCACACAAAUGCAGCAGGACAAAGCUUUUGCUGGUACCAGUGUACCAUCAAGGGGGGGAGGGAAGCUCGAGAUGUCGAUGUUCGACAGUUGGCAAUAGCCGUUGAGGCAAUGGGAGCUGGUGAAAUCCUCCUGAAUUGCAUUGAUAAGGACGGAAGCAACAGCGGAUUUGAUCUAGAACUCAUUAAUGACGUCAAAGCUGCUGUUAAAAUACCAGUUAUUGCUUCAAGUGGGGCUGGUGUUCCUGAACAUUUUGCUCAAGUCUUUGAACACACAGCUACUGAUGCAGCUCUGGGUGCUGGCAUGUUUCACCGUGGCGAGUUUACGGUUGACGAAGUGAAGGGAUAUCUGAGUAGCAGAGGCUUCUUAGUUCGUUCUUUCGAAACUGAGAUAUAGAAUGCUAUCUUGGCUCCAAAGAGGUGAGGAGGCACUGAAUGGGAAUAGAGUGGGGGAAGUGAGUUAAAAAUAGAGCGAAUUUCAUCAUUAGAUUUAUUUUUGAAACAUAAAGAAUAAUUGUUUCGUC